Molecule: messenger RNA, 1373 nt
Organism: Hydractinia symbiolongicarpus
Lineage: Eukaryota; Metazoa; Cnidaria; Hydrozoa; Anthoathecata; Hydractiniidae
Product: leucine-rich repeat transmembrane neuronal protein 1-like
Exons: 1
Coding region: 39-1352 (437 amino acids)
Molecular function (GO): protein binding
Source: RefSeq, a predicted model, not a curated record
UGAAAAUAAAACAUUAGCAUUAUCAAAGCAGCAGUCAGAUGAUGAGCGAGAAGAUUUUGCUUGUGUUACUCGUCUCCUUGGUUGUUGUAAGUGCAGAGUGUCCAAAAGAAUGCGUGUGCAAUCAACGUAGCGCAAGAUGUAGUAAGGUGACGAAUAAAAAACUGUUUUUACUUCAAAAACUACCAAAGAAUAUUACAAGUUUAAUUCUCACUGGGAAUCGCAUAACAUCGAUAACACUCAAGGAAUUUUAUAAUUUCACCAAACUUGAAAGAUUGAUACUAAAUCAUAAUCAAUUAAAUUCGUUGCCCAGGGACGUCGACUAUGUGCCAACAUUGAAGCAUAUAGACGUUAGUGAAAACAAGAUAAAGUAUAUAGACACGCAAGAACUUCGUAGCUACAAGCACCUUACAGUUCUUCAUCUCUCUGGAAACGUUUUAGAAAAUAUACCUGCUUUAUCACACGCAAGAAGCUUGGAAAAUCUUAUCCUCAGCAAUAACAAAAUUAACAAACUUUCACCAAACUCUUUCACUGGCUUGCGAAAGUUAAAGUACUUAAAGUUAGAUCAUAACCGUCUAGGAUUUGUGUAUCAUGGUGUGUUUGAUGAAUUGUCGAGUUUACAGUCGCUUGAUUUGUCUUAUAACGAGCUCGAGAUAAUUCGAAAAGACCUUCUUUCGAAGUUGUUAUCAUUGGAGGAGUUAUACUUGCAAAACAAUAGCAUCACAACACUUGAUGACUAUUGCUUUCGUAAUUUAACACUGCAUCGAGUGGACUUAGAACACAAUCGAAUCAGUCGAUUCAAAGCUGAUGCUUUCAAAGAUAUUGUAAUCACUGGGAAAGUAAGUUUAAAUCAAAAUCCAUUGCAUUGUGGGUGCUGGUUAACAGACAAUACUAUACAGAGGCUAAUACAUAAUGGCGACAUUCAAGGAAUUUGCUUCUCACCUCUUGCUUUAAAAGGGCGCAAUUUAAAACACUUCACAACUUCUGAAUUAGGUUGUAAUAACACAGAUAGUUGUGCAAGUAAUCGGUGUCAACACAAUUCAGUAUGCGCUGUAUAUAAUGCGACGACAUACACGUGCAACUGCACACCUGAUUACAAGGGAGUUUACUGCGAAUAUCUAACCACGUCUGAUGAAAAUAAUGACGUCGUAAUUGCCGUCAGUGUUUGUGCACCAAUUGCAUUUAUCCUCUGUUUAGCAAUAGGUUGGUAUGUGUACAAAAAGCAGACCACUUACCCUGGGCGUUGUAUAUCAAAAGAAAAGCUUAUUUGCCUCGCUUGUCUUUUUAUCCUAAUCUUUCUGUUUGCAUUAUUUGUAGGUCUGCGUAUAGCAUGUGAGUUUAUGGAAUUUUGUUGAAUAAAUGAGAUCUCACCUGGA